This is a messenger RNA of Dioscorea cayenensis subsp. rotundata (Guinea yam), 1709 nucleotides long. RefSeq lists its product as uncharacterized. The record is from RefSeq and is a predicted model, not a curated record. Gene Ontology annotation, molecular function: lipid binding. Lineage: Eukaryota; Viridiplantae; Streptophyta; Magnoliopsida; Dioscoreales; Dioscoreaceae.
UGGGGUCUGCGAGGGAUCUAUACACACUGUUAGGUAUUGGCUCUUUCUGUUCGUUUCUUCUUUUUUUCUCUGGUUCGUUCGUUCGUUGAUGGCGUUCGAGCUCAGCUUUCUCUCCCACUAUUUGGCGGGAACGGGAACAUCGGGAGAAUUCUGGCUGGAGAAGGAGGCUGGAGGAUGGGCCACCGUGCUCGUUGUCCUCUUCCUCUUCGCCUACCAUUUCUUCAGAUCCUUCUACGCCCUUCGCCGCCGCUGCCAUCUCUCUGCAAUCCCCCAAUAUCCCAUGGUCCAUCGUCCUUCGCCAAAAGCGAAUUCUUCAUCAGGGAUAUCAAAGUUCAUAACUGAGGGUGAUUUAAGAGACUUAAUAAGUGGUUUGGAAGGGAAGCUUAAUGACGAGGAGAGAUGGGAGGAUGUUAUAGAGAAAAAGAAUGGUCAUGUAUCCUACAUGGCCAAGUCCUGCAGACCUAAGGAUGGUCCUCUGAAAUACCUUAGUGUCACAAGAUUUGAGAAAUGUUCCACAGACUUGUUAAGGGAUUUCUACAUGGACAAUGAAUACAGGAAAGAAUGGGACAAGACUGUGAUUGAGCACAAGCAAUUAGAGGUCGAUGAAACUAGUGGCACAGAAAUUGGCCUGACCCUCAAAAAGUUUCCAUUCCUAACAGCAAGAGAGUAUGUGCUAGCAUGGCGUGUGUGGGAAGGUGAUGACAAGACCUUCUAUUGUCUUAUAAAGGAUUGCGACCACCCUCUUGCACCACAGCAAAAGAAGUUUGUCCGAGUGCGAAGCUUCAUAUCUGGUUGGCGUAUCAAGAAAGUCCCUGGUAGGGAUGCAUGUGAGGUCACAGUGGUGCACCAGGAAGACGCUGGCAUGAACACAGAGAUGGCAAAGCUGGUUUUCUCAAAGGGUAUAUGGAGUUAUGUCUGUAAGAUGAGCAAUGCGCUUCAUGAAUAUUCUUCCCGAAAUCGGAGGCAGUCUUCCUCAGUUUCUACUCUUCUGAAGAUUAUUAAAAAGGUACCACCGGAACUGCAGAAUGAAACUGAGAUUGAGAACCCAGAGAGACGGCAACUGUCCAAUGCAUCAACAUCAAACUACAAUGGAAGGCCGUCCAAUCCAGAGAAAUGCAAAUCAUCCCAUACAUCAACAUCAACAUCAACAUCAGACCACAAAGGAAAGCCUUUGAAGAAGUGGGUUAACAGGCUGCUCCUAAUUGGUGGCAUUGUUUGCUUGUCUCGUGGGCGGUCCACACUAGGCACCCAGGUUGCCAUGGCUGUCGUAUUGAAGCAGCUCAUGAAAGGCCAGGUUGUCCCAGCACCAGCUCCAGCGUUACAUGGUUGAUCAGCUACCUAAUAUUACUUUAAUAUUUUGCUUGUGACAAGGUAAAUCUUACUGUUCCUUGUGUAAUUAUUGUCUUACAUUUUCAAAAGGGAAACUAGUCAUCAUUACUAAUGGAAGAAUGGAUCCUGGAACUGGAAGGAUCAUUGGUGUAAAAAGCCAAGGGUGCGCCAUUUCCGGUCAGUUUCAUCUGCAUGAUAAAGUUGAGUUGAAGUAUAUGAUUCAUUGCGAAGUGCACUGUUUGUUUGUAAAAGAAUGGAAUUGAGGAGGAAUUAGUUAAAAAUGAGAAUAAAGGGGAAUGGAUUAGGAAUAGAAAAAAAACUGUGUUUGGUUGGAGGGUAUGGGAGAGUAAUUCAUUGGGAAUGAGAAAAGUAAAAAGAAG